Schizophyllum commune H4-8 is the source of this 408-nucleotide messenger RNA. RefSeq lists its product as uncharacterized. The record is from RefSeq and is a predicted model, not a curated record. The transcript has 2 exons. Lineage: Eukaryota; Fungi; Basidiomycota; Agaricomycetes; Agaricales; Schizophyllaceae. Bases 1 to 408 code for a protein of 135 amino acids. Gene Ontology annotation, cellular component: cell tip; cytoplasm. Gene Ontology annotation, biological process: establishment of cell polarity.
AUGUACGCCUAUACCCAGCGCACGCCCGGCGACGUCCCCAACGCCGUCCGCUACCUCCUGCUCGCAACGAAGGACCUGCAGGAGGUGCUCGCGCAGUGGGCCGUCGGCGCGGCGACGGACACGCAGGUCAGCGACGCAUACGUGCGCGUCGGGACGGACUUCAACCUCGCCGUGCACGCGUUCACGUACCAUAACAUCGAUUUGAGCGACAUCCACCACGUCCCCGGCGAGCUGCGCACUGUCCUCGAGCGAUGCCUCGCUGAGGACCCCUCGCCAGAGACCCUCGCGCGCCAUAUGCCAAAUGUCCGCGCCGUCAUCUACCGCCUUCUGCAGGGCCUGCAGCGGCGGCAGGGUGCUUGGGAGCAGCAGCGGAGGCAGGGAUCGAGGCUUGCCCCAGGUGCUGCUUAG